Messenger RNA from Trypanosoma theileri, 1638 nucleotides. RefSeq lists its product as uncharacterized. The record is from RefSeq and is a predicted model, not a curated record. NCBI's taxonomy places the organism in Eukaryota, Euglenozoa, Kinetoplastea, Trypanosomatida, Trypanosomatidae. Gene Ontology annotation, biological process: positive regulation of transcription by RNA polymerase II. The transcript has a single exon. Bases 1 to 1638 code for a protein of 545 amino acids. Gene Ontology annotation, molecular function: metal ion binding; transcription cis-regulatory region binding.
AUGGCCAAACACAAAAAAGGUUGUCGUGGUGUUGAGGCGAAGGACAUUGGAAACUUCCAGUAUGAGCGACAUGGUAAUUCGCCAGGGAUGGCUCCUCGCCCUGCGGCAUACCGACGGAACAUCGAUCCUGUUGUGCUUAAGCGAGCCUAUAUGUUGCAAAAUUUUCAAUUUCUACUCAGACGUGACGUGCAGGAGAUGAAAACAACGCCAGUCCUUCCACAAGGGCUACGUCGGCUAAAGGAGGCACUUACGUCCAGUGAUGCAGCGCCACCUUGGGACGCUGUUACAGCUGUUGUAGUACGAUGGACAAUGGAGGAGUUUAAUUGCCCAAUAUGUCUUGAGGUUCCAGCAGUUGCACGUAUUGCUGAUUGCGGGCACGUUUUUUGUCUCCCCUGUAUGUUACAAUAUUUAUCCAGACGUAAAGAGGAGAAUAAACAGCGCACUUGUCCCGUAUGCAACAAUAUUGUCACCUUGGGUAUGUUGCGGCCGUGUAUUCUUCGACCUAUUGAACCACCUUGUGUUGGAAAACCUCUGAGUUUUACCUUACUGAGACGUCGGGGAGGAUCAUGUGUUCUGCUACGACAAGACGAUCACCGCUGGAGGGAGCAAAAUUUGCUAGAGGAUGAAUUACCUUUCCCUUCACAAAAUGAACCAUCAGCAACCUUCAGCAGGUAUAUUCUUUCUACAGCGGAGAGCGAAGAGACACAGCGUCGUCUUGAUUGUGUUGGCAUCAUGGAUCAAAUCAAUUCCAUUAACUCCCAACCCAAACCCUUAACCCAAUUCGAUGAUGAGGUUCUGCGCUUUUGCGAAGAAACACUCGCAUUGGUGUUACAGGAUGGGACCCCGCCGGCCUUGCAAACAGGAAUUCGCAAUUCUCCUCCUAUAGCUCCUAAACGUCCUGAGGGUGAUGUGGAUGUGACGUAUGAUGUGUAUGGUGAGUCCAAUGGGCAGCCAUAUUAUCUGCACCCCAUGACGUAUAAAAUGCUACGUGAGGACGCGGCCGCUCGCGGGUCACCGCUAUUAAAUACAGUGGAGGCUCCUGUGGAGGAGAUUGUGACCUUCACCCAGGAUGAGGCAUCACGCAAGCACUACAAGGCCUUCGCUCACGUCCCUCUGCACGGUACUGUGAAGUUAUGCUUACUCGACCUGAGCGAUGUUGUGAUGCCUGCCACACUGUUGCGAUUCGCUGUGAGCCUCGAGCGACUUCGGGAGGCUCGUCGACGACGCGAUGCGGACGGAGGCGGCGACUCUCCAUGGCGCGCAUAUCUUCGUCGCUACGCUCCGCACUCGCAGGCCGCUACCGCUCCCUCACCAGAUUUUGCCCCCUCACCGGACUUUGUCUUUUCAGACUACUCUGGCGGGUCGGAACCGCUGCCGUCGCUCGAAUUGCCAUCAUCAGGUGUGACAGCAUUGAGUGAACCCGGCGGUCUCAGCGGCGACUCCCCUGUCGACACACGACAACGCGCAACGAAGCGCCACGACAACCCCAUCGCCAGCUGCUGGUCGGCGGAGAGUUCACGCCGACUCUUCUCAACACCGCCAGCGCGCCCUGCAGUGCCAACAUGGGGCGGUCAUGUGUUCAAUCCGCAUAAGCCCUCAUCCGCCGGUUCGCGCACCGACAAGCAAGGAAACAAAUAA